CCUCUCCCAUCUUAAUUUUCUUUCAGUUCAAUUUUUUUUAUUUGUUAUCUGCAUUUUUUGCUUCUGUAUUGCUAAAAACUUUCGGCUUUGCAGUUGGAAUGCAAACUAUGAUAGCUUGCUCAGCAGCAACAAGCCUUUCACCAAGCCGGUUCCUCUGGCUGAAAUGGCAGAUUUUUUAGUUGACAUUUGGGAGCAAGAAGGGCUGUAUGAUUGAUAUAUUAGUAUAGGCAUUAGAUUUUGACUGUCGAUCGAGUAGUAGGACUCGACCGCUGUUGUAAAAUGUUAAAUUGUAUCGAGCUGUAUGAUUUUAAUGAUCGUAUCAAAAAUAUGAAAUUAUGAUCCUGAGUCUCGACCUUGAUUGACAUCCAUGAGUGUGAUUCGAAAGUGUUUAUUGGAUGCAUUAGGCCUCGAGAACCCUCCUCAACGUUCAAGCCAAAGUUGGAUAAAGAUAGAAUAAAAACUUUUUCAUGUUCCCACCCACCCCACGCCUCCCUAGAACCUCUCAGAAUCUUCUCUCCACUGUAGAAUACCAACUACAGAGACAGCUCUUUAAAUUCUUUCCAAUCCUCUGCUCUCAUCACAACUAAUAAAAAAACUUCGUCAUUCAUACUCACAUAGAUAAUAAUCUUGUCUGCUUGAUCCAAAAAUCAAAAUCAUAAUGGCUUUAGCUCGUUUGGCUAUGAAAUCUUUGCAGCAGAGGGUGGUUUCUCCCUCAUCUUCUUUGUUGUCUCGAAAUGUUAACCUCAGUACCGCUCCUACCCAUAAAGAAAAGUGGGCUUCUGAGUUUCUCCGGCGGCUUUCGACAGUGGCAGGUGAAAAGUCAGAGGGCGGCGCCGCCCGAGAGGUGGCUGUUUCUGAAGGUGGUGACAAGACGUUUAAGUUAUUCCCAAGGAAGAAAAAUAGAAGGGGUCUAUGGAGAAGUCACGACCGUGACGUUGUUCCUGCUUCUUGGGAAUUAUUUCCAUCUGGGCUUGGAAAUGCUUUACUACAAGCAACUGAAAACAUCAACAGAUUAUUCGAAAAGUUGUCACCUUCUAACCUCAUUGGCAAGGUAAAAGAGAAAAAAGAAUGCUACAAACUGCGAUACGAGGUUCCGGGGCUAGGCAAGGACGACGUAAAGAUAACGGUCGAGGAUGGAGUUCUUACCAUAAAAGGAGAGCACAAAGAAGAAGAAGAAGAAGGAUCUGACGAUGAAUAUUGGUCAUCCAAAAGCUAUGGUUACUAUAAUACAAGUCUUCUGCUGCCAGACGAUGCGAAAAUCGAUGAAAUUACGGCUGAGAUUAAGGAUGGUGUGCUGACCAUUACUGUGCCAAGGAUUGAGAGGGAUGAGAAAAUUGUUAAAGAAAUUAAAGUGAAUUGAAUUCGAGUCUUAUGGGGUGUUUGGUUUUUGAUUUUUCCCGUAUGUACAAAGGAGGGGUUCAGAAAAGUCCUCCGGGAUACUCACCUGGGUGGGUUCAUAUAAUUAAAAUAUUGUCAAAAUAAUAUCCAUCCUUUUAUCAUGUGUUAUCUGGAUGGGUUAUGUGAACUCCUCCUUGUACGUGUAGUCUCUCCCUUGGUUUUUAUUCAGCUAACCUUUUGUGUAAAGUAAUGAAUAAGCUUAUUACGAAUAGAUGUUCGUUGUUUGAGUUUAAAAACGAUAC
Molecule: messenger RNA, 1640 nt
Organism: Olea europaea var. sylvestris
Lineage: Eukaryota; Viridiplantae; Streptophyta; Magnoliopsida; Lamiales; Oleaceae
Product: 26.5 kDa heat shock protein, mitochondrial
Exons: 3
Coding region: 659-1360 (233 amino acids)
Biological process (GO): response to heat
Source: RefSeq, a predicted model, not a curated record